Raphanus sativus (radish) is the source of this 1122-nucleotide messenger RNA. Its product is annotated as probable CCR4-associated factor 1 homolog 5. The record is from RefSeq and is a predicted model, not a curated record. The coding region runs from base 46 to 1077 and encodes 343 amino acids. NCBI's taxonomy places the organism in Eukaryota, Viridiplantae, Streptophyta, Magnoliopsida, Brassicales, Brassicaceae. Gene Ontology annotation, cellular component: P-body; CCR4-NOT complex; CCR4-NOT core complex. The transcript has a single exon. Gene Ontology annotation, molecular function: nucleic acid binding; poly(A)-specific ribonuclease activity.
UCAGAAUUAUUUCUUUUUGCUUACAAAAUAUUAUCGAGAGCGACCAUGCCAGAAAUCUUCUUCUCUAAUUAUGAAGAAGAGAUGAAUCUGAUCAAGAAAACUCUAAAAAGUUGUGAUUUCAUCGCUAUCGAUACAGAGUUUCCGGGUUGUUUGAAAGAGACUCCUAUGGGCGCUACCGACGAGACUAGAUACGAGAAUCUGAAGUUCAAUGUCGAACGGACGAAACCUAUUCAACUAGGUUUCACUCUGUUCGAACGCGACGGAAGUAUCGGGGGUACGUGGGAGGUCAAUUUCAAGGAUUUUGAUGCGAGAACCGAUGCUUGUAACGAGAAGUCGAUGGAGUUUCUUAGACGCAACGGUCUCGAUUUCAAGAAAAUCAGAGAAGAGGGAGUGGGAAUCAAACCGUUUUUCGAAGAUUUGGGUCAGAUUCUCAAGGGGAAGGAGCUGAAGUGGGUCACCUUUGACGGUUCGUCCGACAAAGCCUAUCUGGUUCAAGGCCUGACCGGGAGAAAACCACUGCCCGAGACUUUAGAAGCUUUUAACCAAACCGUUGAGGAAACCCUAGGGCUUACUUUUGAUGUCAAGAAGAUUGCGGUUGAUUGCAUAGGUGUGUCUGCACGCUACGGUUUGCAGAGAAUAGCAGACGAUCUUCACAUCAAACGUGUGGGUGAUGCGCACCAUGCCGGCUCCGACAGCGAACUCACUGCCCGAGUGUUUACCGACUUGAUAUCCAGCAUAUCGGAGGAGCAAAAGAGAGAGCGUGAAGAGGAGAAACAGAAUGAAGAGCGUAUGAAACGUGCUGUGCUUAUUGUGCGCGAGGCGGAACAAAAGAGAAAGCGUGAAGAGGAGCAAGAGAAUGAAGAGCGUAUGAAACGUGCUAUGCUUAUUAUGCACGAAGCUGAAGAAGCUUUUGCGAUGGAAAGACGUGGUUAUGUUCGCGUGCAGCCAAGAUGUGGUUACUUACCGGUACUGCAUCCUCCACCACUGUCACCGAUUAUGUUCCAUCCUUACCCACCACAAUUUGCUGGCUACUUUGUACAGCCACAGAGUCACAUUCAUCAAUCUUUUUUACAUUAAAGCAACAAUGUAUAAUAAAUAGUAGAUUCCUUUAAAUACAGAUUA